GUUUGGAUAAAUACAUCUGAUAUUAUAUUGGUUGGCUUAAGAGACUACCAGGAUAACAAGGCUGAUGUUAUUCUAAAGUACAAUGCAGAUGAAGCCAGAAGUCUGAAAGCAUAUGGAGAGCUUCCAGAACAUGCUAAAAUCAAUGAAACAGACACAUUUGGUCCUGGAGAUGAUGAUGAAAUCCAGUUUGAUGAUAUUGGAGAUGAUGAUGAAGAUAUUGAUGACAUCUAAUUUGGAACAGAGGUUUACAUUCCGACUUUUUUUCUCCAAGGAUUGUUCUACAUUGAUAUUUCGAUUAUUUUUUGGGUGAAGUCCCUUUCUUUUAAGAAGACUGAAAAUUCUCGGUAAAGAGUGUAGUUUGUUACAUCAAAAGGAUUUAUUUUCAAUGUUUGUUUUAAAGUAUUUAUAUUUCUUUAGAAAUGGAUAAUGCUGGAUUAUCACAAAGGUUCAAUGAAAUGCCACAAAUAUUUUGUCUGUUCACCAAUUAGAGCUUUUACCUCUGGAUGUAAGUGAGAUACAGUGACAUGGGCUGUAAAAGACUGCAUUUUUCCCUCUUCUGCUUUCAUCACUACAAUUCCAGUUAAACUUGUAUUUUGAAAUAAAAAUUGUUUACCCUGUAAUUACCAUGGAUUUUGAUUAAAUACAAAUACCCAGUUCAGAUUAGUAUCAAAUCAUACUAUGCAGUGUCUGUCCUUAUACCCCUUGCCUUGAUGUUAACUUUAAAAAGAUUUUGAUAAUAUAAAAGGAAGGCAGAAAUCUGCAUUUAAAUUCAUAAUGCAUGAUGAAUCUGCUUUUCAUGUCUAGUAGCAUGCUGCUAUUUUUAUACUGAUUUUGAUAAUUAAAAACACUCAUUAUUUCAAAGAUGUAAAUUUGCCACAGUGGAGGGGUAGGGGAGAAGUAAAGAUAAAAAAUAAGCAGCAUCUCAAAUUUGCAGUUGUUAAAAACUGUCUUGUACGCGUAGCUCUUCUGUGUUGUAAGUACAGUAGUCACGCUGUAGUUGCAGAAGAUGAACACUGGGUGGCACCCAACUUAACAGGGAUACAUUAAUCCGAAACAUUAACAGUUGGGUUUGUACUGAAAAAAGCAUAAAAUAGUUUUUCCCCAAAGUGAAUGCUUAACAUUCUUGAUAUGUUAAACAUGUAGAAUAUUUUUACAUUAUAGAAAAGGUUAUGUUAAGAGUAGAGUUUUAUUUUAAUCUUAAAUUCCAUACAUUGUAAGGUACAACAUUAAAGCUUAUGUGAACUUUGAGUAACAAUAUAAAUGAGGAAAUAAAUCUGUGUCAAACGUAGGAAAAGAAUCUUUCCAUCCAGAAUAAAUCACUGAAACAAACUAACGGAAAGAUUCUUCUCCAUCUUCAGACUGGAGGAGUCAGUUAAGAAGCUGAAUAAAGACUAACAUCAUCAUGCAAAUAUUAUUUUGUGGUAGCCUUAGUUUCUUUGUCUUCAAUUAUGUAUUUAACAACUCUGAAAGCAGGUUAAUGGAAAACUUCCUUUUGUGCCAUAAAAAUCUGAUUCUUGACACUUGUAUUCGUUAUACAGUCUUUUUGGUAUGAUGUAAAGUGACUACCCCAAUAGAUAAAACCAAAAUGGCUUUAAAUA
This is a messenger RNA of Fulmarus glacialis (Northern fulmar), 1598 nucleotides long. RefSeq names its product eukaryotic translation initiation factor 1A, Y-chromosomal. The annotation marks the transcript as partial. Gene Ontology annotation, biological process: translational initiation. Gene Ontology annotation, cellular component: cytoplasm. Gene Ontology annotation, molecular function: RNA binding; translation initiation factor activity. The record is from RefSeq and is a predicted model, not a curated record. The transcript is spliced from 4 exons. NCBI's taxonomy places the organism in Eukaryota, Metazoa, Chordata, Aves, Procellariiformes, Procellariidae.